This is a messenger RNA of Porites evermanni, 673 nucleotides long. Lineage: Eukaryota; Metazoa; Cnidaria; Anthozoa; Scleractinia; Poritidae. The record is from the annotation of a GenBank genome assembly.
AUGUUAUGCAGCCUUGCCCUUUGUUCACUUGUUGUUGGAAAGUACUUUCCUACCUAUAAGCAGGCUUGCUACUUUGCUCAUGCACGGUUUAAAUACUGUGUUUAUUUUUGCGGCUUUGGUAAUGUUAUUUUGUGCUUUCGCUUUACCAUUUUGAGUGUACAACCACUUUUGACCCUCCUCUUUUUUGGGAGGUGUGUCCAAUGCACUCGGUAUCAGUGAUUAUGCACGUUUUUUCAUGGAACUUGGCUUUUUUCUAUACUGUUACUGCUGUCUUAUUUUUUUUUUAUUUUUCAAUUUCUUUUGUGGCUUCGUUGGGCCUGUUAGGCUAUAUAUAUCUUGAACUGCCUCUUCCAAUUGCAAGUACUAAGUAAUUUUCCAGACAACAAUGGCUGUGGAUGACGACGUCAAUGGCAUCACCAAUCCUCAGUCAGGUAUUGGAGCAGUUGAUCCUAUUUUAGACUUAGUUAACACAGGUCCGUAUGAUCAAAGACCACAAGUUCAAUUCACAAGUGUUUCUGUCCCUCUCACUUCGAGAGUGAGUUCCAAAAUCAAAGCAAAAAUUUGGGCAAAUGAAUAUAUUAAUUUCGGGUCGUUAUUGUCCGAUUCACCUCAGCAGGAGGGGAAAUACUCAUUAUCUAUGUCACCGUCAGUCGCCGGUUCUUCGAGCCAGCCU